GCACAGCUCAGCUGGUCAGAGGAGCUAAGACAUCCGUCCCCAUCAGAAACUUCCCGGGACCCAUUCGUGUGUAAAAACGUUCGCAGUCAUGGUGGACCCCUCGCUGCCUUCUGGGGCUUUCCCAGAGAUCCCUGCUUCUGUCCUCACGGGGCUGAGCACGAUGGACCAAGUGUUCGCCACCACCGAUUACAUCGACUACAGCGUGUCCGAGCCCUGCCUGAAAACCGACGUGAGGCAGGUGGCUGCAGGACUGCUGCCCCCGCUCUACGCGCUGGUGUUCAUCUUCGGCUUCGUGGGCAACCUGCUGGUCGUCCUCAUCCUGGUCAAAUGCAAAAAGCUGAAGAGCAUGACUGACAUCUACCUGCUCAACCUGGCCGUCUCCGACCUGCUCUUCCUCCUCACCCUCCCCUUCUGGGCUCACUACGCAGCCGGCCAGUGGGUCUUCGGGAACACCAUGUGCCGGCUCCUGACGGGCUUCUAUUUCAUCGGCUUCUUCUCCGGAAUCUUCUUCAUCAUCCUCUUGACCGUUGACAGGUACCUGGCGAUCGUCCACGCGGUGUUUGCUUUAAAAGCCAGGACGGUCAUGUUCGGGGUGGUGACCAGUGGGGUCACCUGGGUGGUGGCCGUGUUCGCCUCUCUCCCGGGAAUCAUCUUCACCAGAUCCCAACAAGAGGGCACUCGCUGCACAUGCAGCCCUCACUACCCCACCAGCCAGUAUCAUUUCUGGAAGAACUUCCAGACCCUGAAGAUGGUGCUCCUGGGCCUGGUCCUGCCCCUGCUGGUCAUGGUCGUCUGCUACUCGGGAAUCCUGAAGACCCUGCUGCGCUGUCGCAACGAGAAGAAGAGGCACAAGGCAGUGCGGCUCAUCUUCGUGAUCAUGAUCGUCUACUUCCUCUUCUGGGCCCCCUACAACCUCGUCCUGCUCCUGAACACCUUCCAGAAGUUCUUCGGCCUCAACAACUGCAGCAGCUCCAAUCGGCUGGACCAGGCCAUGCAGGUGACGGAGACCCUGGGCAUGACGCAUUGCUGCAUCAACCCCAUCAUCUACGCCUUUGUCGGGGAGAAGUUCAGAAGCCACCUGUCGGCCUUCUUCCGCAAGCACAUCGCCCGCCGCCUCUGCAAACGCUGCCCCGUCUUCCAGGGGGAGGGCCCCGAGCGCGGGGGGUCCGUCUACACGCGCUCCACGGGGGAGCAGGACAUCUCUGCUGGCUUGUGACCUGCCCUCGGUUUUCCGCCCCCGGGCGGGGGUGAGGGAGGUUAUCUCAGUGAGGAAGCGGCCAAAGAUCCUCCCCUCUAUUUGGCAUCUGCCCUUCCAUUCUAGAACCCGUACAAGUGGAUGAGACAGCCACCUUGUCACCUGCCCUCCCUGGACCUCAGCAAUGGACGAACGCUCCCCUCCCUGCAAAAGUUCAUUGUAAAAACUGUCCCCCUGGAGUUGCUGAUGCUUGAGUUUGGUUACCUGGCCAGGAACCACAAAACAAACCAGGACAUAGUUUCCUGCCUGCACAAGGCAACGUACGGGUUGUAAGUGUGUGUAGAACAGUCCUCGUCUCGCCGUGGGGAGGAGAGACUUGGACGUGGUCAGUUAUGAAAGGCCGUCUCCUCGCAGGACCUCCCCUCCAAGGUGGGCAGUAAGCUCCCCGGGCACUCGGGACCAGCUGAGAGCCGGUGGCCUGGUGGAGCAGAGAGGAAGGGAGGGGGCCCCGCUGCUGGUGGAGGAGAGGGAAG
Pipistrellus kuhlii (Kuhl's pipistrelle) is the source of this 1728-nucleotide messenger RNA. RefSeq names its product C-C chemokine receptor type 5. NCBI's taxonomy places the organism in Eukaryota, Metazoa, Chordata, Mammalia, Chiroptera, Vespertilionidae. The coding region runs from base 89 to 1216 and encodes 375 amino acids. The transcript is spliced from 2 exons. Gene Ontology annotation, cellular component: membrane; cytoplasm. The record is from RefSeq and is a predicted model, not a curated record. Gene Ontology annotation, molecular function: C-C chemokine receptor activity; chemokine (C-C motif) ligand 5 binding. Gene Ontology annotation, biological process: G protein-coupled receptor signaling pathway; immune response; inflammatory response.